AUGCGCAACGCCCUCCUCAUUCUCAGUGGCAUUACUACCAUAGCCACAACAUAUGCUUCGCCAGUAGCUUCGUCAACGACCCCUCUAAUCACUUCACCUGUCGCCACAUCAAUACUUGAUCCAGUUGCGCCUCCCGUUUUCGCAGCUGUGACAACUCCUGAGGAUAUACACGCAGUCAUUCGGGAGGUCAGCAGUUUAGCAUCUGACAUAUAUUUUACUGCUAGUAAUAUCGGAGGAGGUGGUGUAGAAGUCGAAAACAUCGGGAAUACAUACCUCCGAUGUCGAGAUAUGAUUGAGGGGGUCCAGCAGGCGUUCGACAAGGUCGGCGAUCGACCCCAAACCCCUUUCUCGUAUGAGAAUCAAAAGGGUAUUUGCUCCAUUUUCGACUCGUUCGGCAUCGACCAAUCAAAGCUCAUUACAAUGUUGGUGAGAUAUCUACAGAGUAUAGCGAGGGACGGCUUUAUCGACCACUUUGGGGAUUGCUUCAAUCGACUUCAACCUGCACUAAGCAUGUUUAUUGAGGAACUCACUUUCUAUGCGCCUGACUGUGAGUUUGCGAUGCUGAGGAGAAAGGACCAGCUUGAGGUUGGGCUGAGUAGUGCAUUGGGAAGGGUGCUGGACUAUCGGGAGGGACAUGCCCCAGACAACAUUCCUUUGUCGUUAGACUGA
This is a messenger RNA of Fusarium fujikuroi IMI 58289, 669 nucleotides long. Its product is annotated as related to transforming acidic coiled-coil containing protein 3. Lineage: Eukaryota; Fungi; Ascomycota; Sordariomycetes; Hypocreales; Nectriaceae. The record is from RefSeq and is a predicted model, not a curated record. The coding region runs from base 1 to 669 and encodes 222 amino acids. The transcript has 3 exons.